GUCAACCUGCUCGUCUGUGGAUUCCAGAGGAAAAGAACUCAGGAAGCGAGAAAAGUCGGAGCGAGAGAAGCGAGAGAAGCGAGAGAAGACCUGCCAAAGCUGAGCCCUGCCGGCAAAAUCCCUCGUUCCCCCAGUGAAUCCUGGAUAGCUUCGUUGUUUGCUCAGUCUUCACUUUGACUUCACUUCUGACCGCCCGGGGAAAGAAUGCGGGUGCCCUUGUUUCGACUCCAGUGUGGAGUCAACAGCUACGACUGGGGAAAGGUCGGCCAUGACUCUGCCGCCGCCAAAUACGCAGCGACCACCGCUGCUCCUGACUUCUCGGUAGAGGCCGAGAAGCCAUACGCCGAACUAUGGAUGGGCACGCAUCCCUCCCUCCCUUCGAAAGACCUCGAGACGCAGCGGUCCUUGCUCGAUCUCGUGCAGGAUAACCAGGCUUUGAUGUCUACGGAGAUCACGGAACGAUAUGGUGGAAAGCUCCCGUUCCUGUUCAAGGUGCUGUCGAUCCGGAAAGCUCUCAGUAUCCAGGCCCACCCGAACAAGAAGCUGGCGGAGAAGCUCCAUGCCCGGGAUUCCCAGAACUAUCCCGAUGACAACCACAAGCCCGAAAUGACCAUCGCCAUUACGCCGUUCGAAGGGCUGUGUGGCUUCCGUCCGUUGGCCGAGAUUGCCCAUUUCCUCAACGCCGUCGCACCCCUGCGUCAACUGGUCGGCGAGGAUGCGGCCAGCCACUUUGAAAGUACGAUCAAGGGCUCGGAGAACUCGGAGGAUCCUGCAGUGACACAAAAGAACAAGGAGGCUUUGCGGGCGGCGUUCACAUCUCUCAUGCAGUCAUCGCCCGAGAGUAUCGAAGCCGCCACCAAGGAACUCAUCGCGGCGGCCCAGGACUCUCCCGAUAGCUUUGGCACUUCCACCAGCACGCCUGAUACCGACCCGAGCAGCCCGGCCGAGCUGGCCGCCAUCAUCACGCGCCUGAACGGACAGUUCCCCAACGACAUCGGCCUGUUCGUGUUCUUCUUCCUCAACUUCGUCACGCUGUCCCCCGGAGAGGCCAUGUUCCUGAAGGCGGACGACAUCCACGCCUAUAUCUCCGGAGACAUCAUCGAGUGCAUGGCGUCUUCCGACAAUGUGGUGCGGGCGGGCUUCACCCCCAAAUUCAAGGAUGUCAGCACGCUCACCGACAUGUUGACGUAUUCCUACGCGCCCAUCGAGGAGCAGAAGUUGGAGCCAGCCGACUAUCCGUUCGUCAUCCUCAAUGUUCCGGCGUAUUCCAGCGGCUCGUCCAGCUUGCUCUACGACCCUCCCAUCGAGGAGUUCAGCGUGGUGAAGACGGAGCUGAAGCGCAUUGGCGCCAAGGCCACCUUUGACGGUCUGGCCGGGCCUAGCAUUAUCAUCUGCACGGGCGGCACCGGAAAGAUUACGGUUGGCCACAAGACGGAGGAGGUCAAGGAGGGAUAUGUGUACUUCGUGGGCGCCACGGCCGAGUGCAUUAUCGAGAGCACCGAGGAGGGCGAUUUCACCACCUUCAAGGCGUUCUGCGAUCUGACGGGCAAGGAGGACAUGGUCAACGGUCACUAAUCUUGUGCAUAAGACGCCACCAAAUGAAGCUAAAGAAUCAGCAGAUGCAAAUAUAAUGGACCCCUGCAAUGUUUCUGCAGUUAAUCUUAUUUCCGCCCCAGCCGAGGCACCUACUAAGACUGAAGCGGGGAACUCCCCGGUCUAUACUC
Aspergillus steynii IBT 23096 is the source of this 1724-nucleotide messenger RNA. RefSeq names its product mannose-6-phosphate isomerase pmi1 (gene pmi1). The transcript is spliced from 5 exons. Gene Ontology annotation, cellular component: cytosol. Gene Ontology annotation, biological process: GDP-mannose biosynthetic process; carbohydrate metabolic process. Bases 205 to 1575 code for a protein of 456 amino acids. Gene Ontology annotation, molecular function: mannose-6-phosphate isomerase activity; zinc ion binding. The record is from RefSeq and is a predicted model, not a curated record. NCBI's taxonomy places the organism in Eukaryota, Fungi, Ascomycota, Eurotiomycetes, Eurotiales, Aspergillaceae.